AUGAGGUGGAGGGUGGGGGAAGAGGUAGGAAUAGGGGGUGGUGUGUGGAAGGUUGGGGGACAAAUUAGUGAUAGGAAAGAUGUGGGUUUGGGGGGGGUGGGUGUUGGGUAUGGGGGGGGGGAGGGUUAUAUUGGGUUGUCGCCGCGGGAGGAGCAGGAGCAGGCUCCAGGACUCACCUCCCCUCUGCCUGAUGCUCUGCCCAGGAGAGAGGCCCCUCCUCUGGGCAUGGACUACCUCCCUGUGCCCCCUGCUCUGGUCUGGGGCAGGUCCAGGUCCAACGCCCACAGUCCUUUGUUCAGGACCAGUGCGUUGCCUCCUCUGGAUUGGCCGCUGCCGUCUCAGUUCGAUCAGUACGAGCUGCGCAUUGAGGUUCAGCCGCGGCCGCAUCACCGCGCACACUACGAGACCGAGGGCAGCCGCGGCGCCGUGAAGGCCACGCCCUCCGGACACCCGCUCGUCAAGUUGUGUGGAUACUCGGAGCGGAAGCCUCUGUCUCUGCAGGUGUUUGUGGGAACAGCAGACGACAGAUCCAUCAGACCACACCCCUUUUACCAGAUACACAGGGUGACUGGGAAGAUGGUGGGGACUGCGUCUCAUGAGAGCGUUCAGGCCGGAACCAAAGUCCUGGACAUCCCCCUCACAGCAGAGAACAACAUGACAGCUCUGAUCGACUGCGCUGGGAUCCUGAAGCUGAGGAAUUCAGACAUCGAGCUGCGGAAAGGAGAGACGGACGUGGGGAGGAAGAACACCAGAGUGAGGCUGGUGUUCCGCACUCACCUGCCUCUAGCGCCCCCUGUCUGCCCUCCAGGACGACUGCUGGCUCUGCAGGUGGCCUCGGUGCCCAUCGAGUGCUCCCAGCGCUCGGCCCAGGAGCUGCCGGUGCUGGAGUCUCUGAGUUUCAGCUCCAGUUCUGCAGAAGGAGGAGACGAGCUGCUGCUGAGAGGGACCAACUUCCUGCCCAUCUCCAGAGUCGUGUUCAUGGAGCGAGGCACAGAUGGGAAAGUGCACUGGGAGGAGGAGGCCCACGUGGACAGAGACAACAGCAGUGAGGCCCUGCUGUGUGCCCGGGUCCCGUCCUACUCGGACCUCUCUGUGGCUCGUCCGGUCACCGUCAGUCUGUACGUGUCCAACGGGAAGAGGAAACGCAGCAGCGCUCAGGCCUUCAAGUACCUGCCCAGUGAGUACCCGCCCAGUGAGUACCCGCCCAGUGAGUACCUACCCAGUGAGUACCCGCCCAGUGAGUACCCGCCCAGUGAGUACCCGCCCAGUGAGUACCCGCCCAGUGAGUACCUGCCCAGUGAGUACCCGCCCAGUGAGUACCUGCCCAGUGAGUACCCGCCCAGUGAGUACCUGCCCAGUGAGUACCUUCCCAGUGAGUACCUGCCCAGUGAGUAUCCGCCCAGUGAGUACCCCGCCCUUGAGUACCUGCCCAGUGAGUACCCGCCCUGUGAUUACCUGCCCAGUGAGUACCUGCCCAGUGAGUACCUGCCCAGUGAGUACCCGCCCAGUGAGUACCUGCCCAGUGAGUACCUGCCCAGUGAGUACCCGCCCAGUGAGUACCCGCCCAGUGAGUACCUGCCCAGUGAGUACCUGCCCAGUGAGUACCUGCCCAGUGAGUACCCGCCCAGUGAGUACCCGCCCAGUGAGUACCCGCCCAGUGAGUACCUGCCCAGUGAGUACCCGCCCUGUGAUUACCUGCCCAGUGAGUACCUGCCCAGUGAGUACCUGCCCAGUGAGUACCUGCCCAGUGAGUACCUGCCCAGUGAGUACCCGCCCAGUGAGUACCUGCCCAGUGAGUACCUGCCCAGUGAGUACCCGCCCAGUGAGUACCCGCCCAGUGAGUACCCGCCCAGUGAGUACCCGCCCAGUGAGUACCCGCCCAGUGAUGAGUACCCGCCCAGUGAGUACCCGCCCAGUGAGUACCCGCCCAGUGAGUACCCGCCCAGUGAGUACCCGCCCAGUGAGUACCCGCCCAGUGAGUACCCGCCCAGUGAGUACCUGCCCAUCCUGUUCAAAGAGUCGGACUCUCUGCUGCCCCGUGUGGCCACUCUGCCUGUGGACGCCUUACACCCGGCUCAGGCCCAGCUCCCCGCACAUGAAGACCGCUCCCUGGGCUUCCACUUCUACCCCUUCUCCCAGCCCUGCCCCUCCGCCCUGUACCCCGAGGACCACCCCAACCACGAGGCCCUCACGGACGACUCCAGGGCCCAGAGGGCCGCCUUGUCUGAACGUCACCCCAGCUUCGAGAACCUUGAGCUGGGCUUCACUGAGCUGCUGCCCCCCCUGUGCCCUGGGGGUCCGCAGCCUCCCUCCCCCUCCCCGUGGCUGGACUCCCCCUAUUUAUCCUCCUCCCCCUCCCCGUCGCACUCCUCCUCCCUCAGCCCCUUCCCGGCUGGCAGCCCCAUCUCCACGUCGCCUCUGCCGCACCUGCCCUGCUCCCCCUACUCUCACUUCCAGUCGGCGUACCCCCACGACGCCUGCCCCUCCCCCCCUCCGCUGCUGUCAGGGUCGACGGGCCAGUACCAGGACCUGUGCCCGGUGCAGUACCCAGCGCUGCAGUACGACGGGUGGGAGACGCAGGGGAGGCAGGGGGGAGGCCGAGAGGGGAAGGUCCUGGAGGGGCCCCUGGAGUUCAGCAGCUCCAUGCAGCACAUCACCUUUGAGGAAGUGACGGAGCUGAUCGGAGACGACCUGCGCUCGUUCUCGUCUCAGAUGGAAAACUAA
Knipowitschia caucasica is the source of this 2724-nucleotide messenger RNA. The record is from the annotation of a GenBank genome assembly. Lineage: Eukaryota; Metazoa; Chordata; Actinopteri; Gobiiformes; Gobiidae.